CGACGAGACACGGAAGUCCGCUCAUUUUCGACCUGCCCCAGACUGAUUGAUACCCUUUGGACAUCUUUUGGCACAAUGGUCUCCGACAAGGUCGAAAAGAAGCGCAAGCGCGCCUCUGAUCGCCAUGAGCGGCCUAGCAAGAAGCCCGCGCUGGAAAUCCAAGAUCUGCCCCCUCUAGCUUCGAGCGUGGUGGAGGAUGAUAGCGAACUCGCUCCGGUCAUUGUGACCACCCCCGGCCUUAACGCCCCCCGCAAUCUCCGGCUCAAACCCUACCUGAAAACCCGCAGCAAGACUUCCUCCGCUUCGACGCGCAACAAGGGGAUCGUCUCGUCGGAGCUGCUCCUCCAGUCGUCCGAACACCCCAAGCUGGACUUUGUGGGUCGCGAGGCCGAGGAGGAUGCCGACUCCCAGCUGAAGCACUACGUCGCCGUGGUCGAUCCCGAGAAUAAGACAUGGCAGUUCGUCGAGGUGCGGAAGAUGACGCUGCGCGGUGCGGUGCGGAAGCUGCGCUCCAUUGAUGAAGAGGAGGAGAAGGAGAGCGAGGAGGAGGAGGAGCUGCAAACCCUCCGCGCCCAACGCACCGAACUUACCAACACCUUCGGAACCAAACAAUCCCGCAAAGCGGCGCAAUCCCUGGCCGAGAACGCGCAACUCUCCAACCUGCCCUCGGGGGCGGCCUCGGCCGCAGAAUCCGCCAUCCUGUCCUCGAUGCCAACGGAGGGGGUCAGUGACAUCGCCGCCAAGCAGGCGCAGGUGCAGGCGCAGGUGCAGGCCAACAAGCCGAUCCCGACGCCGCACCUGGACGCCUCGCACCCGGCCGAGGUAUACCCGCUCGCGGAGCUGGUGCCCAACGGCGAGUCGACGCUGCGGCAGCUGCCGGGCGUGCAGGAUUGGAUCGCGACGGCGAACGCGGGCGAGCCGGUGGUCACGACGUCGCGGUACGUCUCGCGGCGCGUCGACGCCGUCAUCCAGUCCGGCAACACCACCCACCUCCAGAUCCUGCGCUUCAUCCUGCUGCUCCUCGAGCUCAACCGCCACCUCAAGCGCGACCCCAAGGGCGCCGGCCCUGGCAGCAAACGCCUCCCGCCGCGCGACGAGCUCCGCACCAUCCUCGCCGGCGGCACCUCCCCUUCCACUACAAGUACCAGUACAUCGGAAUCCCUCGCCGACCCCAUCAUCGACGCCGUCCGCCGCCGCUUCGCUCCCGGCGCCGGCGGCUCCCUCUCCCGCAACGACGUCACCCUCCUCCACACCACCAUCUGCGCCCUCUCGCUGCACAUCCCGCCCCAGCCCGCCAAGGACGGCGGCAGCAGCUCCCAGGGCGGCAACGCCCCCAACGAGCUGGCCACCGACCCCGCCGACCUGCGCGACGACCUCCACCUCGAGAGCCCCGUCAUCCUGCAGUACUUCCGCGAGCUGGGCUGCCGCGUCGACAAGCCCCGCGAGUCCGAGUUCGCCAAGUGGGGCAUCAAGGGCGGCAAGGCCGAGGCCGCUGCCCGCCGCGUGGCGCGCCUGCGCAUUCCCGUGGAGUUUCCUAAGGUGAGCCGCGGGGGUGGCAAGAGACGCUAGUGAAUCCAAGGCAAAAAUGGAGACGAACCAGUGUGUAAGAUCUGAAAGAAGGGUGGUGGUGAUUAGGAUAGUAUGACGCUGUGUGGAUGUGGAAAGAGUAUGGAAGAGGGGCGUGUGGACGUGGAAAUACUCCUCCGUCUCCCGAUAACCAUAGCUUGUCAAAUAACUGUUGUUGUCCUCAAACCAAAAAAAAAGCAUUUGGUCUUUUUUUUUUUUUUU
Molecule: messenger RNA, 1788 nt
Organism: Aspergillus fijiensis CBS 313.89
Lineage: Eukaryota; Fungi; Ascomycota; Eurotiomycetes; Eurotiales; Aspergillaceae
Product: DNA-directed RNA polymerase I subunit RPA49
Exons: 3
Coding region: 76-1569 (497 amino acids)
Biological process (GO): RNA polymerase I preinitiation complex assembly; transcription elongation by RNA polymerase I; nucleolar large rRNA transcription by RNA polymerase I
Cellular component (GO): RNA polymerase I complex
Molecular function (GO): DNA binding
Source: RefSeq, a predicted model, not a curated record